AUGGUCAAGCGAAAGAGAACAGCUUUGGAGAAGCAGACGAAUUUGCCGAGUUUGCAGAAUCAGAUCAGACGGGAUCCACCAUCCUACCGGGACGAUUUUCUGAUCCAGUUCCGACACUACGAGUCGCAGAGAGACAUCUUUCUUGCGCAGCCCGAAGGAUAUGAUAGCGAGCCGUUCAUUGAGCAAUUAGGGUUCAUUACUCAUGUCGCUGAUUGUUACCCCGAUGUUACCAAACGAUUCCCGCAGGAUUUGGCGGACUUGCUCCUUCAUCAUCAUAAUACCCUCGAGCCUGACUUGCGAGAGAAGUUGGUUCAGUGUCUCGUACAGUUAAGAAAUAAAGAUGUGAUUCCUUCAACAGCUCUCCUUCAAACCCUUUUCCCAAUCCUGACUACCACAAACUCGAAACAUCUCCGUUCUCAGCUCUACCAUUCGAUCGUCUCGGACAUCCGGAAUGCAAACGCCAAAACUAAGAACCAUCGGUUAAACAAAACUGUUCAAGGUGUGCUCUUCAGUGUUGUGGAAGCAGGGAAGGGCUCCCCGGACGCUAUUGUCGGUCUGUGGGCUGUAAAGGUUACCCGUGAGCUAUGGAGACGAAAUAUUUGGGAUGAUGCCCGAACCGUCGAAAUCAUCAAAGAAGCGAGCUUAAGCGCCAAUGCGAAGGUCAUGAGCGGUGGUGUUAGGUUUUUCCUUGGCGUAGACAAGGAAAGGGAAGAAAUGGACGAGAGCAGCGAUGAUGAAGACUAUAACGAGUCGUUGAGCAAGCUGAAACACCAGGCUGGUGUCAGCGGGAAGACGAAGAAGAAACAAUCUCAGAUGGAGAGGGCGGUUGACAAACUAAAAAAGAAAGAGCGAAACAAGCACAAAGCCUCGCCGUUAAAUUUCUCCGCUCUACAUUUGCUACAUGACCCUCAAGGCUUUGCCGAGAAUCUGUACUCUAUGCACCUUGCUAAGAGUAAUAACAAACUCUCGAUGGAGCAGAGGCUAUUGGUUUUGCAAUUGGUAUCCCGUUUGAUCGGUUUGCACAAACUUACCGUCAUCGGGAUAUACUCUUAUCUACUAAAGUAUUUAACGCCCCGCCAGCGUGAAGUUACCCGGUUCUUAGUCGCAGCGGCUCAGGCUACACAUGACCAGGUCCCACCAGAUCUCCUUGAACCAAUUAUUCGGAAGAUCGCAGACGAAUUUGUUUCUGAGGGAGUUGCUGGGGAAGUUGCCACAGCUGGUCUCAACAGUAUCCGAGAAAUUUGCGCUCGUCAGCCUUUGGCUAUGGACGAAUCCUUGCUACAGGACCUUACUACAUACAAAGGAUCAAAGGACAAGGGUGUUGUGAUGGCUGCAAGAAGUUUGAUCGGGUUGUACCGUGAGGUUGCACCUGAUAUGCUGAAACGAAAGGAUCGCGGUAAGACUGCAACCAUGGAGAUGAAAACCAAGGAGAAGUUGAGGUUUGGUGAGGAAGCAACAGGUACUAUCGAAGGUCUCGAUUUACUUGAGAAGUGGUAUGAGGAGCAAAAACAAAAGAAAAUCGAAGAAGGUGGAGAGGAGGCAGCCGACAAGGAAGAGGAAGAUCAAGGAUGGGAAGGUUGGGAUGUCGAAAGUGACAGUGAUGACUCUGGAAGUUGGAUCGGUGUUUCCGACGACGAGAAAGAUAUUGAAAUCAGCGAUUCAGAGGACGAGAAGCCAUCGGCAAAGGCUAAGAAAACUAAGCCGCAAGAAAAUAAGGAAGAUGGUAUGGAUAUUGAUGCUGAGGAUCAGGGGGGCUCUGCACAGUCAACAAAUAGCCCAAGCAACUUUCUGAGUCUAGCUACUACAAGGAUUCUGACGCCGGCCGACCUGGCGACCAUUGCCAAGAUGCGAGCAGCUGCUGACCUGCAAAAGGCAUCCUCCAAGACCAUCACAGCCCUGAGAAAUGAGGACGAAGUCGACGAAUCUUUAAUCGAGGGACCUAAGACAAGAGGUAAAUCUGAUAAGGAGGCUCGACUCGCAGCAGUUCAAGAAGGCCGUGAAGGCAGAGAGAAGUACAGCUCCAAGAGAGGAAAGACAUUAGCGGAGAAGCCACACAGCACAACAAACAAAGAAAAGGCGCGCAAGAAGAAUUUCUUGAUGACCCUUGGCCAGGCAAAAAAGAAACAAAAGAGGAGUUUGAUAGAGCAUCGAAGGAUAUUGAAGGCACACGUCGAAAAACAAAAGAAGGGCAAAUAG
Molecule: messenger RNA, 2196 nt
Organism: Orbilia oligospora ATCC 24927
Lineage: Eukaryota; Fungi; Ascomycota; Orbiliomycetes; Orbiliales; Orbiliaceae
Exons: 8
Coding region: 1-2196 (731 amino acids)
Biological process (GO): ribosomal large subunit export from nucleus; ribosomal large subunit biogenesis
Cellular component (GO): nucleolus
Source: RefSeq, a predicted model, not a curated record